GCUCCGGACCCGGGGAGGCGGGGCGGAGCGGAGCGCGACCCCGACGCUCCUCCCCGGAAGGGCUCGGCGGCGCGGCGGCGGCAAGAUGGUGCGGAAGCUGAAGUACCACGAGCAGAAGCUGCUGCGGCGGCUGGAGCUGGUGAGCUGGGAGGCGGCGCCGGGUAACCUGGCCGAGGUGCGGGCGCUGCGGCGGUACCGCGUGGGGCGGCGCGAGGACUACGCGCGGUACAAAGCGCUGGCCCGGGAGGUGCGCGCCCUGGCGCGGCGGCUGCGGGAUCUGAGCCCGGCCAGCGCCGCCUUCCGCAGCCGCUGCGCCGCCGCGCUGCUGGAGAAGCUGUACGCGCUGGGGCUCGUGGCCUCGCGGCGCUCCCUGGCCGUGUGCGAGCGCGUGUCCGCCGCCUCGUUCUGCCGCCGCCGCCUGCCCUGCCUGCUGCUGAAGCUGCGCAUGGCGCAGAACGUGCGGCACGCCGUCACCUUCGUGGAGCAGGGCCAUGUCCGCGUCGGGCCCGAGGUGAUCACCGACCCCGCUCUGCUCGUGCCCCGCGCCAUGGAGGACUUCAUCACCUGGGCCGACGCCUCCCGCCUGCGCCUCAAGGUGCUCGACUACAACCAGGAGCGCGACGACUUCGACCUGGCGGCGUAGAGGCGGCCGGAGCGGGGCUGCGACGCGCGGGGAGCCCUACUGACAGACCGCCCAGCCGUUCGCAGCCCGCAGAGCCCACACAGCCCUGACUGCACCGCACUGCGCUGCCCGGAACGCACACGUGCUGCCUGAGCCCGCGGUGACGCUGCCGGGCUUCUACACAGCCAGAAGUGCAGGGCGCCUCGGCUGCCCGCAGCCCUGCGGUGCUCCUUGCUGAGAGCAGCGCUGCAGGAGCUUUGCACGUGGCCGAGCAGCCGCUGUGCCCGGCUCUGCUGCUGCAGGGGCUGCGUGGCAGCACCACAGUCCUGCUCCGCUCGUCGCAGCGCUGCCCAGAGCAGCGUGUCAGCAGGGGAAUGAGCGCUGUGUGGUCAGCAAUGGACCAAGUGCUGGAUUUGGGGAACUGUGGGAGUUUGGGCCUCAAAUACAACAAACAAAAGCGAACUUGGUUUUCCUGUGAAGCCUUAAAGCUUAGGGUGGGCUGCAGCUCAGUGCUGGGUGGCUGUGGGGGGGUUAUUCCUCAUCCAAAAAAGGCAGAAAUAAAACAUCACGUUUUGGAAGAGCUCCGUGUGGUGUCAUAUUGCCUUUCCUGUUGGCAAAUCCCAGUGAGCUCCGCUUCUCAUCUCACAGAGCUGCUUUUUGCCGCAGCACCACAAGCAGCCUGCUAGGCUGCAUUUGCUCACGGUUUUAGGCUGGAGAAGAGAAGGCUGCAGGGAGACCUCAUUGUGGCCUUCA
Phasianus colchicus (ring-necked pheasant) is the source of this 1375-nucleotide messenger RNA. RefSeq names its product IMP U3 small nucleolar ribonucleoprotein 3 (gene IMP3). Gene Ontology annotation, molecular function: snoRNA binding; rRNA binding. NCBI's taxonomy places the organism in Eukaryota, Metazoa, Chordata, Aves, Galliformes, Phasianidae. Gene Ontology annotation, biological process: ribosomal small subunit biogenesis; rRNA processing. The record is from RefSeq and is a predicted model, not a curated record. Gene Ontology annotation, cellular component: small-subunit processome; Mpp10 complex.